Messenger RNA from Argentina anserina (silverweed cinquefoil), 429 nucleotides. Its product is annotated as peptidyl-prolyl cis-trans isomerase FKBP12-like. Gene Ontology annotation, cellular component: cytoplasm. The record is from RefSeq and is a predicted model, not a curated record. Gene Ontology annotation, molecular function: peptidyl-prolyl cis-trans isomerase activity. Lineage: Eukaryota; Viridiplantae; Streptophyta; Magnoliopsida; Rosales; Rosaceae.
AGAGCUGAACCCUAAAUCGAAGCGCGAGAGAAAGAAGAGAUGGGAAUGGAGAAGGAGGUUCUGAGGGCUGGGACUGGUCCGAAACCGGUGAAAGGUCAGAAGGUUACUGUUCACUGCACUGGUUAUGGUAAGAAUGGUGAUCUCAAUCUCAAGUUUUGGAGCACUAAGGACCCAGGUCAGGAGCCUUUCAGCUUCAAAAUUGGCCAAGGCCAGGUUAUAAAAGGGUGGGAUGAAGGUGUCCUUGGAAUGCAAGUUGGAGAAGUUGCUCGUCUGCGGUGCUCUCCGGACUAUGCUUAUGGAACUGGUGGAUUUCCUGCAUGGGUACAACCUAAUUCAGUUCUACGUGCGGAGUGAUAUCAGGGAAAGGAGUGCAAAUAUCUUGAUAUCCAUUUUAUGUGAUAUCCUAUGUAGCCUGCUACCCAUGGACAC